AUGGUCCUCCACAAUGGAACCGAUUAUACUGAGCACAAAUCUGAGCCGUACCCGUUCAUUGACCCUCGCAAAUUGAAUUUGGAGGGCAAAUCUGUUUUCAUCACCGGCGCCAGCAAGGGCAUUGGUGCCGCCAUCGCUACAUCGUAUGCUAGCGCAGGGGCAUCGAUAAUCGGUCUUGGAGCUAGGACAUCUCAAGGCGAGACAGUCAAAGCGAUCGCGGAGGCAGCCAAAGCGGCUGGAAGGGUAGCGCCAAAAGUCUUUGAGUAUGAACUGGACGUAACUAGCUUGGCUAGCAUUGAGAAAGUGGCAGCCAAGUUCCGGGAUGAUGAUGCGAAUGGCCGACUGGACAUCCUGGUGAACAAUGCCGGUUACCUGCCGAGUUUCGUGCCCAUAGCAAAGUCGGAUCCUGAUGACUGGUGGCGAGGCUGGGAGGUGAAUGUCAAGGGCGUCUAUAUGCUGACUCGAGCCAUGAUUCCUAUCAUGCUGAACGACCGGCAGUCUGAUCGUACAAUCGUCACGCUCACGAGCACCAGUGCGCAUCGUGUCUCGUACGGCGGUAGCUCCUAUCAGAUGACAAAGCUGGUUAAUCUGCGCUUUUGCGAAUUCAUCGCUGCUGAAUAUGGCCAGGAUGGUUUCUUGGCUUAUGCUGUGAAUCCAGGCAGAGUAGCGACGGAUAUGGGGGAAAAGGUUGCUUUGGAUACUGGAAUUACCCUCGAGGACUCCCCAGAACUCUGCGCCAAUACCAUUUCGUUUCUCACGAGCGAAAAGCGUGACUGGCUCCAAGGCCGAUAUAUCAGUGCCCUCUGGGACAUGGAGAAGCUUCUUGAGCGCAGGGAUGAGAUUGUAAAGAAUGAUUAUUUGAAGGUUAGAAUGGUGAUUGGACUCAGUCUGCUCGGCCAAUCAAAGGCGGCGUAUACUGCUGCCCGCCGGACAAAUCAUACCACCGAGCGACCUCAUGUAAAGUCUCUCUUAUCUCUGCAACUCUCGCCUUCACUUUGCCCUCUUGUCACUCACUGCGCUGGGAAUGAUAUCGAUCUUCCGGUCAAGUUAUACGGCCUUGCUAUGAGUAACGACCGCCAAGUGGAGUCCCUGGCCACCAGGUUCCGAAAGAGACCUCAUAUUGAAAUGUCACAUUCGCAUUACCAGGGUCGUUCGCAAUGGCCACAGCACGGAGAAGCCGGUUCUUCUGCCGUUCCCUCCUCACACCCACUCAGUCUCCCCACGCCACAUACGAGAUAUCAAGGGCAUGCCGGCUUUGAUUUUCGCCGCCCAGUCAUGUCAACACCGUCUCACACGGAUGAAGUGGUGGAUUUGACAGAUGAACCAGACUCGCCUGUUCAAUUUUCCCGUCGCCAACCGUCCCGUAGCCAUUCUCAUCAAGGGCAUAGACCACCUCGUCACCGGCCACCGAGGUUCGGUCGAAACAUCAUGGCAGACGUUGUCGAUUUGGAGCAAGAGGACGAGGGGACUGGAAGACAAGGAGAAACAGAUGAUACGAUCAUCAUUGAUUCACCAAGCAGUCCGGAGGUACAGUUCGUAAGAGCUACACAGCGGCCGGUGCCUUCUACGUCAAGUCGAUUAUUAGAUGUUCUCAAUUUACAUGCUCGAUCCGGAUUUCUCUCGCCUCAGGAGGCUUUCAGACAAGAAAUUGCGCUCCGAACUAGACAUAUAGGCCAACGUCGAAUCAACCAGUCGACUUGGGAGGAGAUUUUUUUCGCUGGAAAUACGAAUGACAACAUCGACCUCACAAUUGAUCUAGAUUACCAAGCUCCCGGAUUCAGCAUUCAUGAACCCCCGGCUCCCACGCCACCGCCUGCCUACGAGCCUCCUAGUCCGGCGCCGGAAGGCUUUACAAGAACGGUUAGCGAUGCCGACGUGGUUGUUUGCCCUAAUUGCGAUCGAGAGCUAGGCACAGGCGAUGGGCUCCGUCAGCAGAUAUGGGUUGCAAAGCCCUGUGGCCAUGUAUACUGUGGCGAGUGUACAAGCAACCGCGCAAAGAAAAAGAAUACCGCUGCCUUUUCAGCUCUUGGAACGAAACCUUUUUCCAAAUGCAGAGUCGCCGGUUGUGAGAAACUGGUUAGUCAGCCAAAGUCCAUGGUCCAGAUCUAUCUAUGA
This is a messenger RNA of Talaromyces atroroseus, 2115 nucleotides long. RefSeq lists its product as hypothetical. Gene Ontology annotation, molecular function: oxidoreductase activity, acting on the CH-OH group of donors, NAD or NADP as acceptor. The record is from RefSeq and is a predicted model, not a curated record. The coding region runs from base 1 to 2115 and encodes 704 amino acids. NCBI's taxonomy places the organism in Eukaryota, Fungi, Ascomycota, Eurotiomycetes, Eurotiales, Trichocomaceae. The transcript is spliced from 6 exons.